Messenger RNA from Rotaria sp. Silwood2, 444 nucleotides. NCBI's taxonomy places the organism in Eukaryota, Metazoa, Rotifera, Eurotatoria, Philodinida, Philodinidae. The record is from the annotation of a GenBank genome assembly.
AUGUUAAAAUUAAAUCAUUUAAUAUCAUCAAGAUCAAUAUUAUCUCGUCUUCCAAAUCGUUGUAAAGAUAAUAGAGAUUGUUUAUAUGAUUCGUAUUGUUAUGCAUCGUGUAAUAUUUCAACAAAUAGUUGUCAAAUGAAACAAUUUAAUAAAGGUUCUUUACAUGAAUUAUGUCAAUUAAUAUCAUCAUUGAUUAUACCUGAUGGAAAUACAACAUUCAUUGAAAAUUUAAAUCCACUUAUUCAACAAUGUCAACAAUUAAUUAAUGAUCAAACUAUUUUUUUUAAUGAUCAUAUUGAUUUAAUAUCAUUACAAAUUCGACAAACACUUAUUUUACAAAAUUUAAAAAAUCUUCUUUGGACAAAUAUUGAAUAUCAAAUGAAUAAAAUAACGAAAAAAUCAACGAAAAAACCAACAUCAUUAUCGACUCAUUCAGUUAAAUAA